UCGACCAGCUGCUCAUCUGCAUUUGGUUUCCCCUACGCAGUUUUUAGAAUCUCCUUGGUUGAAGUUGUCAUCGACUCAUUCUCCGAAUUACCACGAGUUCCCCCUCAGCCUCACUCUCUGCGCUCCUACAGCAAUGGCCCUCGCCAUGUCUCCCGCGAAGUCUCUUCCUUCCGCCAUGACUUCUGCAUUCGUCGGUCGACCAGUGACAUCGGUGGCGUCUCCGAUGCAAAGACCCAACUCUUCGGCGAUCCAAUCACGGAGUCCCAUACGUGCAGAGCUACUUUCUUCUGACUGUAACGCCUGGUCAGGCGAUUCCUUGCGAUCAGAGAUCGCGUCGCCAACGGCUCACGCGCCUGUUCCGGGUCUUCAUUUAUCAAAGCGAUCUCCCACCACAUUAUCAGCGUCCCUUCUUGCCGUUGGGCCACUUGAUGGGGCUGGAGUCACUGUCCGAGUGAAUGAUUCCGCCGCUCCGAAGUUCACUCCUGAGAAGGCCAGGCUGCUGCGCUUGCGGUUGAAGGAGAGCGAGGCACAUCAUGACAGGAUGUAUCACUCUGGUCUGGCAUCGAGAUUGGCCUGAAACCGCGGUCCUACAUGCAGUAUGCGGGCCAAAUUUGAGUUGCUGGUAGAUCAGCCGUGCUUUUGCCCGGAGCAGCAAACACUUAGCCACCCUUGUGUAUUCUUUGUGCUUGUUCAAUUAUUUAGCGUAACCUGUGCCUUCGUCAAUUACGGUGUAUUUAUUAUUGAUUUCGUUACGU
This is a messenger RNA of Closterium sp. NIES-67, 755 nucleotides long. NCBI's taxonomy places the organism in Eukaryota, Viridiplantae, Streptophyta, Zygnematophyceae, Desmidiales, Closteriaceae. The record is from the annotation of a GenBank genome assembly.